AUGAUCCUAGGAAAUCACAGUGUGGUGACUGAAUUUGUGUUCCUAGCUUUCCCCAACAACAGACUGAUCCAGGCCCUGGUCUUCACAGCCAUGCUUCUGGUCUACAUAGCCAAUGUUUUAGGAAAUCUGCUCAUCAUAGUAGCUAUCUGGGAGCAUCCCAGCUUGCAUACUCCUAUGUACUUUUUCCUGUGGUCUCUUUCCAUAACUGAGCUCUGCUUUACAACAUCUGUGAUACCCCACAUGCUGGUGAAUAUUUUACAAGAAGAGAAAAGCAUCACUGUUGGAGGGUGUGGGGUCCAGAUGUUCAUCUUCAUAGCCCUGGGCAGCACCGACAGCUUCCUUCUAGUGGCAAUGGCUUAUGAUCGCUAUGUCGCCAUCUGCCACCCUCUGCACUACGCUCACAUCCUGACAUGGCAGAGAUGUGUUUGGCUCGUGGCCAUGGCACUGGCCCUGGGGGUGCUGUUGUCUAUGGAAAUUGCAGUCCUGAUAUUUCAUCUUCCUUUCAAUGGCUCCAACCAGAUUGAACAUUUUUUCUGUGAUGUCAAUCAGCUGCUGAAGCUGGCAAGUACCAGGACUGACUCGGAGGAGAUUGCCCAGUUCGCUGGCAGCGUCCUUAUCCUUUCCGUUCCCUUCCUGCUCAUCGCUGUCUCGUACAUUUGCAUCAUCAGAACAAUCCUGCAGAUCCCCUCAGCCAAGGGGCGGGUCCAGACUUUCAACACUUGCUCCUCCCACCUCAUCGUGGUCUUGCUUCAGUAUGGCUGUGGCUCUCUGGUGUACCUUCACCCUAAAUCCAGACAGUUUGAUAAGAUGGAUCAGCUGCUUUCACUGGUGUACAUCUUUGGCAUCCCCAUUCUGAACCCCGUUGUCUACAGCCUGAGAAACAAGGAGCUCAAAGAUGCCGUAAGAAAACUCGUGCUGAAGGGAAAGCUAGAAAUGAGAGACAAGUAG
Varanus komodoensis (Komodo dragon) is the source of this 948-nucleotide messenger RNA. RefSeq names its product olfactory receptor 10Q1-like. Gene Ontology annotation, cellular component: membrane. Gene Ontology annotation, biological process: G protein-coupled receptor signaling pathway. Gene Ontology annotation, molecular function: G protein-coupled receptor activity; olfactory receptor activity. The transcript has a single exon. Lineage: Eukaryota; Metazoa; Chordata; Lepidosauria; Squamata; Varanidae. The record is from RefSeq and is a predicted model, not a curated record. Bases 1 to 948 code for a protein of 315 amino acids.